Mangifera indica (mango) is the source of this 2693-nucleotide messenger RNA. Its product is annotated as PX domain-containing protein EREL2-like. The record is from RefSeq and is a predicted model, not a curated record. NCBI's taxonomy places the organism in Eukaryota, Viridiplantae, Streptophyta, Magnoliopsida, Sapindales, Anacardiaceae. The transcript is spliced from 11 exons. Bases 280 to 2460 code for a protein of 726 amino acids. Gene Ontology annotation, molecular function: phosphatidylinositol binding. Gene Ontology annotation, biological process: protein transport.
AGAAGAAGACUGUUAGCGAGAGACUAAAGUCACUAAACCAAAGGGACAAAACUGAAGCAGUUGGUGAUGACACGUCUCGCACGUGCUGGUUCCAUCUCAACACGUUUCUUCUGAAUUCCUUUGUUAAAUUUCGCCGUCGUUUACCACUGAUUCGGCUUCAAUUCUACAGUUUCAUGAUCUGCUGUCCGAUCCGAUCACACAAACCCUAAUUAAAUGCUCGAUUUUCAUUAACAAGAAUAAAAUUGGAAGGUUAAAGUGACAGUGACGGUGACGUUGACGAUGCAGAGACGGAGUCCACCGAAGCACAGACACGAUGGGACUUCGCCGCUGCCUUUGGGGAUGGAUUGGAGCCCUCCGCCUCGAAAAUGGCAUGGGCGAGACACUGUUUGGCCACAUGAUCCUCGGACAGGAUGGAGUUACUGUGUCACAAUACCUUCAUGGGUUGUCUUACCAAAAUCAAGAGAUUCGGAUCCUGUAGUGUUUUACAGGGUUCAGGUUGGUUUACAAUCUCCAGAAGGGAUUACGACCACACGAGGAGUCUUAAGAAGAUUUAAUCAUUUUCUGAAAUUGUUUAAUGAUCUUAGAAAAGCAUUUCCCAAGAAAAAUCUUCCCCCCGCUCCACCUAAGGGACUGCUGCGUAUGAAAAGCAGGACACUUUUGGAAGAGAGAAGGUGCUCUCUGGAGGAGUGGGUGACAAAGCUGUUGUCAGACAUUGAUAUCUCACGAAGUGUUUCAGUGGCAUCCUUUCUUGAACUAGAAGCUGCUGCGAGGUCUUCAUUUCUAGAAGUAAACCACAACUCAUUAGAAGCAAAUUCUUCUGGUAGUAGCACUGUUCCUUCGUUUCAAAUGCCUACCCAUUCAAGCUCAGCUCUUACUGCUAGUUCAUCAGUCACUUCGGAUUAUGGUAGUGAUACUGCUUAUGAGACAUCUGAGGUUGGCACUCCAAGGCUAGGAAGGGAUGAUGGCUCAGAAAAUGGUAUAGAGGAUCUAGCAUUGGAUGAAGAUGUAACGAAUCCUAUAGAAAAGCUUGUGAAGUAUGGUAUGUCCAACAUUGAUGAGGGAUUGUUCAUGGGACAGACUAUUCUAGAGCAGCUUGAAGGUUUUCCUCGGCAUAAAACACAUGCCCGACAACAUUUCAAUAAUGUUAUAGGGAAGGAUACAUAUAAUGGGCAUGCUUCAAAAGCCUCAUUUCUUGCUGGUGAUGGAAUGGACCUUUUCUCUGAACCAGAGCCUGCUAAGGUAAUUGAUCACACACGGAAGCUAUCAUCUGAAAGUGUUAGAAGUGACACAAGUUCUUUAAGAGGUAGUGAAAUGUCAAACUCUGGUGUUCUAAAUUCAUCUGUUGAUGGCUCUCUUGACUUUUAUGGAUGCACUGAGAUUUCAAGUACCAUGGAACUUGGCAACACAAAUCUGCAGUUUUCAGGUGAUGGACAAGUAGUUAUUCCAAUGGAUCAGCGCCAUAAAUUGAAUAGGGCUCUUUUGACAAUGGAGCGGAGACUAGUAACUGCUAAAACAGACAUGGAGGAUCUUAUUGUCAGAUUAAAUCAAGAAAUAGCUGUAAAAGAAUACCUUAUGACAAAGGUUAAGGAUUUGGAGGUGGAACUUGAAACUUCUAAACAGAAAAGUAAAGAAAAUCUGCAGCAAGCUAUUUUAAGUGAGAGGGAAAGGUUCACACAAAUGCAAUGGGACAUGGAGGAGCUGAGGCGGAAAGCUUUGGAAAUGGAGUGGAAGUUGAAGUCGAGACAGGAUGCACAAUCAGAUACAGUGACAACAAAAGAAUCCGCUAGCCAGGAGAAAGAAGCAGUGUUGCAGGAGUUGGAUGCUACUAAACAGCAACUUGAGGUUUUGUCAAAGCAAUAUGAAGAGCUGGAUGCAAAGUCGAAGGCAGAUAUUAAAGUUCUUGUUAAAGAGGUUAAAUCUCUCAGAAGUUCACAUAAAGGACUGAAGCAAGAGCUUAGUCAAGUGCUGAAUGAAAAAUCUGAGACUGAGGAACUCCUUCAACAAGAAAGAGAGACAAGUGACAGAGUGAAAACUGCUAGAAAAAAGCUGCUACAUAAAUGCGGGAUUCUUCAUAGCCAGUUUCAGGAAUGCAAUACUAAUCUACUUGCUGAAAAUACAUACAAUUCUAUCUUAGAAUCUUCUUCUCUGGCAGACGCAUUAGAGUUGUUGAAUACAUCUGAUCACCAAAUUGCCCUCCUACAUGCAGAGUUUUCUUCAAAAAUUGGUCAGGCAGAACGAUUAGCAGAGGAUGAUGAAGCCACUGCACAUGACGCCAAUGAUGACACAGUUGCAGAUGUCGAGUUGAGGAAAAUGAUUACAGAUAUCUUCAUUGAGAAUAGUAAGCUGAGAAAACAGGUGAACCGUGUUAUUCGUAGUUUCCUCUUGUCAAGAAACAAGGAUGAGGAUGAGGAUGAGGCUGCCUCAGAAAAUGUUUCCAUGAACAAAUCACCAGAAAGAUAAGAGGUUGGACAUUAUUUUAUUUUCUUUUCAUAGAGUAAAAUGAAAUCAUGAUGGGAGACAAUCAUUUGGUGUUUGAAAUGGUUGAUGAAGUCAUGAAAAGCAGUAGGUUCUGUCCUGGAAUUUUGUGAUAGAAAUAUUUGCUCUUGGUGUAAUGUUGUGGUGAGAAUUGAAUAGUUAUUAUAAAGGUGAAAGGAAAAUUAUGAAUCAAAGUAGUAGAACACACAUUAGCUUCA